Molecule: messenger RNA, 693 nt
Organism: Suillus fuscotomentosus
Lineage: Eukaryota; Fungi; Basidiomycota; Agaricomycetes; Boletales; Suillaceae
Exons: 5
Coding region: 1-693 (230 amino acids)
Source: RefSeq, a predicted model, not a curated record
AUGAGGAAAACCUCAUACGCAGCGACUUUUGUCGCUGUUCUCGCCAUUCUUAUCAUCAAUAUUUUAUCUUCACGUCUCCCGGAUUGGCUUAUUGCUAAAUACGACAUCGCGAACACACACAUCACAGUUCGCUAUGGCUUAAUGCAACGUUGCGAGUCUUCUACCAUCAGCAUUCCCGGUCCCAGCAAAGGACGUCUGGAAUACGCCGACUACGAAUGUCGUCAAUUUCCGCUCCGCGUACAAGACAAAUGUGAAAAAGAAAACCGCCUGUUCUGUGCUCUGUGGACCUCUGCUCAAUACUUCACCGAGCUUGGCAAUGGUUUCGCAGGAAUGGGUCUCGUUGCUUUGGUCAUCGGCGUGAGCACGCAUUCCAGAAGGAGAAGGGUUUGGAGAGCGGUGGCUGGGCUAGUCAUAUUACACGCUGUGUUCCAACUGGUGACGUUUAUUCUCGUCACCGAGCUGUAUCGCAAGGACCGUUUCCCAGGAUUUGAACACGCUAAGCCUGGUGUUGGUUACGUUUUAAACGCUGUUUCUUGGGUUUCAGGGUUUGCCGUGGGCGCUGGCGUCAUCAUAACCGGAGUAGCUGCGGACCGCGGCCAGAAGUGGGCUGCCGGUAACAGAUCAAACACACCAGUCCAGGGUUCUCGUCGCAGAUUAUACAAACCCGUUCAAAAUUAUGGUUCAAAUGCAUAG